Messenger RNA from Exophiala spinifera, 2760 nucleotides. RefSeq lists its product as uncharacterized. Bases 1 to 2760 code for a protein of 919 amino acids. The record is from RefSeq and is a predicted model, not a curated record. Lineage: Eukaryota; Fungi; Ascomycota; Eurotiomycetes; Chaetothyriales; Herpotrichiellaceae. Gene Ontology annotation, cellular component: microtubule plus-end; centrosome; kinetochore. Gene Ontology annotation, molecular function: microtubule plus end polymerase activity; microtubule plus-end binding. The transcript is spliced from 2 exons. Gene Ontology annotation, biological process: mitotic spindle organization; establishment or maintenance of microtubule cytoskeleton polarity; microtubule polymerization.
AUGGCCGACCAAGAGGAGGACUAUUCUAAACUCCCGCUGCCCGACCGGUUCACGCACAAGAUAUGGAAAGUGCGAAAGGAAGGGUAUGAAGCCGCCGCAAAAGCAUUCCAGCUCAGCCCCGAUGAGUCGGACCCGGCGUUCAGGCCAUUCUUACAGGACCCAGGGUUGUGGAAGUCGGCGGCAGGGGACUCAAAUGUCGCCGCUCAACAGGAAGGCCUGGCUGCGCUCUGUGCUUUCUUGAAAUACGGUGGCCAACAAGCGGCAGUCAAAUCACGGAACUACACCCUCCAGUCCAUCUACGAAAAAGGCUUAUCGUCAACACGGCCGCAAGCAAAAACGAGUGCUCUCGAAGCACUGCUUCUAUACAUCGAACUCGACAAGUCAGACCCGGUCAUUGAGGAACUCCUACCCGCGCUCUCUCACAAGCAGCCGAAAGUCAUUGCGGCAACCCUCAAUGCCAUCACCGCCAUUUUCCACAAUUAUGGCGUCAAAAUUAUUGAGCCUAAGCCCGUGCUGAAAGCGCUACCUAAAGUGUUUGGGCAUGCGGAUAAGAAUGUUCGAGCAGAGGCUCAGAACCUUACCGUAGAGUUGUACCGGUGGCUGAAAGAAGCCAUGAAGGCCAUUUUUUGGGGGGAAUUGAAACCGGUGCAACAGCAAGAUCUCGAAAAACUGUUCGAAAAAGUCAAAGGAGAGCCAGCACCGAAACAAGAGCGCCUAACGAGAUCACAACAAGCCGCCCAGGCUUCUGCACCAGCUGCAUCCGGUGGUGACUUUGCUGAAGAUGAUGGUGGGGUUGAAGAAGAAGAGGUCGAAGUUGAUGCUUUUGAUCUCGCGGAGCCUGUCGAUGUACAUUCGAAGAUACCAGCCAAUUUCCAUGAGAUGAUUGGUUCGACUAAGUGGAAAGAACGUAAAGAAGUUCUCGACGCACUUUUCGACAGUCUGAACACUCCGAGGAUAAAAGAGGCUCCCUUUGACGAGCUAAUACGGGCUCUCGCCAAAUGCAUGAAAGAUGCCAAUAUUGCUGUCGUCACCGUUGCAGCCAAUUGCGUGGAGAGAUUAGCGCUGGGCCUGAAGAAAGGGUUUGCGAGAUACCGCUCGUCUAUCAUGUCCCCAAUGAUGGAAAGAUUAAAGGAAAAGAAACAAUCAGUCUCAGACGCCCUCGGUGCUGCUCUAGAUGCAGUCUUCGCUUCGACCUCCUUGUCAGACUGCCUCGAAGAAAUUUUGGGGUUCCUUGCGAACAAGAAUCCCAAUGUCAAGGCCGAAACCAUCAAAUUCCUCUCGAGAUGUCUGCGGAAUACGCGCGAUGUACCUUCGAAGGCCGAACAGAAACUGAUUGCCGAUGCAGCAACCAAAUUACUGACGGAAUCAAACGAGGGAAUUCGAUCUGGCGGCGCAGAGAUUCUAGGCAUCCUGAUGAAGAUCAUUGGAGAGCGCGCCAUGACCCCAUACCUUGAUGGUUUAGAUGAUAUACGGAAAGCCAAGAUCAAGGAAUUUUUCGAUACCGCCGAAGUCAAGGCGAAGGAGAAGCCGAAAGCGGCGCCUGCGCCUCCAAAGUCUGCCCCUGCUGCUGGAAGGAAGCCAGCUCUUGGUGCAAAGAAGCCCGUGGCUAAGAAACCAGCUACGGCGGCCGCUCCACCGGCAGAAGACUCGACACCUCUUCAACCAAAGCCCACCGCCAAAGCACUACCGAAGCCCGGUGGCCUUGCACGUCCUGGUUUAGCACAACCGUCUGGUCUGAAACUUGGAGGUCUCAAAAAGCCUGGAACUGGUUCUUUGCCGAGUGGUGUGGCAAGUCCUAGUAGACGAGUGAUAUCUCCGCCCAUGAGCACAGAUGACGAAGAUGUUGCCGCCCCCUCCCCCUCCAAGUUUGGCAUGGGCCGUGGCGGGCUUGCUGGACGACCGUUGUCAAGACCUGCUGCAGCUCCCUUAUCACCUCCAUCCGCACCACCAGCUCUGACUGGUCUCUCAGCUAUUGAACGUGCAGAGCUAGAAGAAUUACGUGCUGAGAAAGAACGUUUGACGGCACUCAAUGACAGCCUACGGAGCAGCAACGCCAAGCUGACCGCUGAAAUAUCAGAACUACAGAAUCAAAACGCACAGCUAAUAGAAGACCACACACGAGACGUGCUGCAAAUCAAAGCAAAGGAGACACAGCUUGUGCGAGCACGAGGCGAGGUUGAUGUGCUAAAGGCUGAGGUUGAAAGUGUUCGGAAAGAGAGUGAACGGUACAAGCGUGAAGUGUCCAGAUUAGGCCGGGAAAGUAUCGGUCGAGAACGAGAAGACCUAAUGCGCGGACGAGUGGAUGAGGGCCCGAACUUUGGCAUCGAAAGUGGUGGCAUCUAUGAAGAUUCGACUGUUCAUCGAUAUCCUGCCAACGGAAAUGUGUCAAGACCUACGAGCAGCACUCUACAGCGGACGGGCAGCACGGCGAGCUCGCAGAGUAGUCGAGCCCCGACUAGCAAGCCUCGGCCUCAGAGUGGCUAUACGCUCAGUCCGAGUGAGGAGAAAGAGAACGGCGGUCUAGAUCCGAUGGCGGCUAGAAGAAAGAUGAGUCCGCCCGUCAACACCAUGGCGAAUGGAAGUGGUCGAAGUAGUCCACAACGACCUACUUUUGCGAGUCGGGAGGCCAGUGAGACUGGAAGUAUUGGGUCGAGGGAACCUCGUGCAGAAGAGAACUGGAAACGAGCAGCUGAGGUUACGAGCCAACUCAAGGCGAGAAUCGAGGCUAUGAAGGCACGACAAGGUCUGGCUCGACCUUAA